This is a messenger RNA of Phascolarctos cinereus (koala), 916 nucleotides long. It is a transcript of the gene FXYD3, whose product is annotated as FXYD domain containing ion transport regulator 3. Gene Ontology annotation, biological process: regulation of sodium ion transmembrane transporter activity. Gene Ontology annotation, cellular component: membrane. The record is from RefSeq and is a predicted model, not a curated record. Lineage: Eukaryota; Metazoa; Chordata; Mammalia; Diprotodontia; Phascolarctidae. Gene Ontology annotation, molecular function: sodium channel regulator activity.
CUGCCAUGCUUAGGAUCAACAUCUCUGAAUCUUCUGCAGCAGCUGUCACCCCACGAAGCCCCCAUCUCUCUCCAGAUCAAGCCUCUAACCUUUGCCCUCCUCCAAGUGCUUGGGCACCCAAGACGUUUGCUCUAGCCCAUUCAGACUCCAGAAGCAGGGGGCUGAACUCCCCUGCUGCAGAGGGCAAGGUGGGGCUCAAGGCCCUGACCAGCUGGACCUGACUCAGAGGAAUUGAGAAAUGCCUUGGAGAAACGGUAUCCAGACAGCAGAUGGCUCUGGGGAGUUUCCCUUUCCCUCUGCUGGGAGGGCCCAACCUUUUGAACUUCAAGAUGCACAGGGUAACAGUGGGCAUUCUACUGAUGAUGGCAGUUCUGCCUGCCCUGGAAGCCAAUGACCCAGCUGACAAGAACAGCCCUUUCUAUUACGACUGGCACAGCCUACGUGUGGGUGGCUUGAUUUGUGCUGGGAUCCUGUGUGCUGUGGGCAUCAUCGUCCUCAUGAGUGGCAAAUGCAAAUGCAAAUUCAGCCAGAAGCACACGCCCAGCCAGUAACUGCUAAGGUGGCACCAGCCUCCCAGACCCUGCAGACCUCUUCUUUCUUCUCUAGGAAAGAUGAGUUUCUUCUUUCCCUGCCUUCGCCCAUACAUCACCUAUGUCUUUGCCCUUCUGCCCACUGCCAAUGCUGACCCAUCAUCUCUCUGGGGGGCCUGUCCCCAGGUGGAAGAAGGGUUGUUUUUUCUUUUUACAUUUAUUUUUGAGUUAAGCCAUUCCAGGAUCUUCACCACAAGAUGUUCUAGAAGUGGUUGGUGAGAGGGAGAACAGAGUGGAUGGGGGUGGAAAGGGAUGAAGCCCUGUGGAACAGCCCUUUGGCUCAGAUUCACAUAAACUCCUUCUCUCUUAAAUUCCUUUGUUGGGAA